Caenorhabditis elegans is the source of this 1634-nucleotide messenger RNA. It is a transcript of the gene acl-11, whose product is annotated as Phospholipid/glycerol acyltransferase domain-containing protein. The transcript has 6 exons. The record is from RefSeq and is marked reviewed. Lineage: Eukaryota; Metazoa; Nematoda; Chromadorea; Rhabditida; Rhabditidae. Gene Ontology annotation, molecular function: acyltransferase activity. The coding region runs from base 171 to 1277 and encodes 368 amino acids.
UGAAGAUCUAAAAAACACGAUCCUCCUCAUUCUCUUCAUGACUCCAGUUAUCAUUGGAGGAAUUCAGUACGCCGUCAUGAAGUCGAUGUUCAGUUUUAGAAAGCAAAAUAUUCGAACUACUCAUGUUAUUUAAAAGCUUUAAAUUGUAUUUAUAUUUCGCUUUUCUCCGGAUGUUAAUAUCUCUAACAAUAGCAGUGGAUGCACUUCGACCAAUUAUCCCAUGUUCCCUACUUUCAUUAUCAAUGGUUCCAUUUGCCUCGUGUGCAAUUGUGAUCGGUGGAGUUUCGUGGAUUGUGCCCCGACACGUGGCACAACAACUUGACAAUAUGCUCUAUAAAUCAUAUAUGAGACUGUGUCUUUUUGUAUUUGAAAACUUAUCAGGAGUUGAGAUCUACUUACACGGAACUAAUGAAGAAGUGGUGAAUAAAACUGGAAAACCAGAGAAUGCAGUUAUGAUUUCAAAUCAUCAAUCAAAUGUCGAUUGGAUUAUUCCUGUAAUGCUUGCCGCUAGACAUGGAGAUCAAGGAAAUGAGCAGGCUUUUCGUGUGAUGGUUAAAAAUUCGAUUCAUUUGGUUCCAAUGUUCGGAUGGUACAUUUUUCAACAUGGUUAUAUCUAUGUUCGACGUUUUGGAGAAUUUAUUGGAGCACCGGUUCUACGACAGUUGAAGUGGCUUAAUGAAUCUGAUCCGCCCUAUUGGCUUCUGAUUUUUCCUGAAGGAACACGAAAUUCUGCGAAAAAGAAACAUCUGCUGGAGAGCAGCAAUCGAUUUUUGGAGAAAAGUGGCCGUCAACCAAUGCAAAAUGUGUUGUGUCCGCGCAGUGGAGGAUUACAAUUGGCACUCGACAAUUUGUCGACACUUGACGCUAUCUAUGAUGUUACUGUAAUGUAUGGACAAAUGAGAAUGGCGGAACGUCGUGGAUUGGCGCCUGGAAUGUUUGAUUUUUGUUGUGGAUCACAACAAUUCAAACAACUUCAUAUUCAUCUUGAUAGGAUUCCAAUUGAUGAGGUUCCCAAGGCGAAAUUGGAGCUCCGCACCUGGACGAUUGAGCGAUUCACGAAAAAGGAAAGAAUUAUUGAUGAAUUCUAUUCGGAGAAACCAUCCACCGGAAGUGCACUCCCGUGCGUGCCAAUUUCACAGACUCUCCCAUCGACACUCUUCUUCUCAGCUGCUCUUCUUGCUCCGUUCUUCAGCAGAACAAUUGGAAGAAUCUACUUGUUAACGAUCGCAUCUUCACCAUUGCUUAUCGCAUGGCUUCAUAUCAGAAAAUGCGUUUAGGUGCAUAAUUUUCAUAAUUUGUACAAUAUAUUUUGGUUUUUAAAAUUUAAAAUUAAAAUUUGUCUCUUUUCUGAGAAGCAAAACUUCUAAAACAUUUUAAAGGCUUUUGAAAGCAUUUUAGCAUUUUUAAAAAGUUUCACUGUCACAGAAAAGGUUCUAGGUUUGUUUAUAAUAGAGUCUAAUUGUUUAUUUUAUUCUCUUUUUUCUUUAGAAUUUGGUUUUCUUUUCGUUAUCGAAACACAAAUAUUCCUGUUAUAUAAUUUUUUUUUCUUUUUUUUUUCAUUUUGAACUUUUAAUCUUUUUGCAUGCAGUUUCCUUUCUCUGCUAAUUUUAUUUGUUUAUCAAUAACAAUUUUAC